Molecule: messenger RNA, 2337 nt
Organism: Alternaria incomplexa
Lineage: Eukaryota; Fungi; Ascomycota; Dothideomycetes; Pleosporales; Pleosporaceae
Exons: 3
Coding region: 1-2337 (778 amino acids)
Source: RefSeq, a predicted model, not a curated record
AUGGCGGGUACAAUUUCGUUCGGACUGGUGGCUAUCUGGUGUAUGCAUUUCGUCGGCAACAGGGCGAUCGUGCUCGGUGACGGAGAAGAAGAGAUUCAACUCUACUACAGUUCGACUUACACCGCUGUAUCGGCUGUCCUCCCGGUGGUCGUCAUGUUCCUGGGACUAUCGGCUGCGGAUAAGUUCUACAAGGGAAGCAAAGGAUCUCUCGUUCGGUUCGCAUCACUGGGCGUAUGCGGUGUCUGUGGAGGAGCGGCUGUCACAGAAAUGCAUUACCUGGGAAACAACGGCACUACCAACUAUCACAUCAUCCUAAGCUGGCCACACGUCGUUGGAGCUGCAUCAAUUGCUGUGGGCGCUUGUCUCAUCUCUUUCAGUCUCUUCUUCCACUGGAACAAGCAUUGGAUGAACAACGUCUGGCGACGAAUCAUUGUGGCCGUCGUACUCGCUUUGGCCGUCUGCGGGAUGCAUUGGACUGCCGCAGCUGGUACCUGGUAUGAGAUCCGUGGCUACCACGAUGGACCUGGCCAAGAAAGGAACACAAAUCUCAUCAUCUCUCUUUGCCUCGUAAGUCACCCACUUUACGAACGGAGCGCAUCGCUAAUCGAGAACCAGUGCCUGAGCGCGUGUGCUGUAUGCUUCCUUCUCGGCUUCAUCAAGCAGCGUCAACGUCGAUUGGAAAAGAACAGAGCUCAACAGGUCGUUCUUGCCAUUGCCACAUUCGAUCCGGAAGGACGGCUGCUCGUCAGUCAAAGCGGACUGAUGCCAUGUCAGACAAUCACCCACCAGUUCCACCAAAGAACAUUUGACGACGAAUUCAACACAUCGCAUCCUGUGUUCCAGUGGAUCUUCAGGGUAUCGCGCAACUGGACCGGCAUUUCCGAUCUCAUCCCGACGAUGCGAGAGCAUCUACAAGCGACAGGAUACCUCCAAGCGCCUACUCACGGAAGCAACAGCCGAUCGUCCAUGGAAGCCGAUGACGAUAUCAGCUACUCGGCUACAUUCCGGGAGCUGUUCUGCGUCACAGCGCACGAGAUUGCGCAGACACUCGACACGAGCCUGCAGAAUCUUGGAAAUCUUUAUGAGGAGGUCUUGACAACGGGUACGGUGAUGAACCGCGCAAUCUGGACAGGCAACUACGGUAACAAGACGAUCGUGGCUGCAGACGUAGCGACAAAGGACCUAGAAACUGGAGCGGUCAACCCCAUCCUAUUCGGAAGAGGUCAGAUGCUUGUACUUACAAAGAAGGUCGACACCAUCGAGGCACAUCGGCUACACAACCUUGGAUACGGAUUCGCGAGUGUCGAGCAGGUCAGCGAUCACCUGGCCCGCAGCCUGCAAAUACCGCGCGAUGAUCUCGAGAACCUCGUUGGACGCCUACAAGCUUUCAGUGAGAGGCAGCUAUCCCUUCCCAAGAAAGGAACCUACAUCGGAUCUUUCCUCGUACAGCCCAAGCCCGGUAUGAGAGGCCUAGACGUCAUCGUGCCGCGAGCUACACCUGGCCGCAUCCCGAUGGUGAAGCUGAGCAGCGACGAGCUGGACAGUCGGCAGCUGAACAUCCUCACGACCUUCAACGGUUGCAGUCUGGAUGACUGUUUGGUGCGCAUCAACAAGCGGACCGCGACCGACUCGGAGGACGAUCUUUUUCUCGACAAGUUCCGCAACAGGAUCAUGGAACUUCUGCGAGACUGUCCCGAAGAAACUCUUCAUCGUUCAGUAUUCUCAUCGCAGCAGAUUGACAUGAUGCACGGUCAGACCGAGUCCAGUCAGGCCACGCUUUUUGCCUUCUGCGGCAUCAAGGAGAUUUACGUUCAGUCGCUGCAAAGCCUGACACUGAAGACGAUUCCCCUUUCCUUUUUCCAAACAUACCUGAGGUCACAGCCAGGAUGCGCCGACCACGCGAUAUUGGCGCAAAAGAACCACAAGGAGUUUAGCAGCCUCCGACGCGCACCCUCCAUUGCGAAGAUGCCACCCAGCAGCCGCGGCGGCAGAUGGACUCGAGGUUUACGUUCGAAGCGAUCGAAUUCAACGGAGCUGAGCUGGCAGCAAGCAGACACGUGUUCGGAGAAGGGUCUGGUGAACUGCACCACGCAUUCUCAAGCUGAGCCUUCGUCGCAUCCAUGGGGAGGCAUCAUGGUCACUUCGACCCAGAACAUCCAUGUGGAUGAGACCAAGGCGGGUGCGAAUGUAGAGCUGCAUGAUCUUGGUGUCCGCGCCAAUGUUGGUAUGGCGGAGACGGAGCAACAGACGUUGGCAGACCGGCUCAUGUCGAUUACGACUGCGUUCCGUGACCCGCACGCGAUUCGCCCACCAGGCUACCACGGUAUCCGGAAGUAG